AUCUACCUUGCUUCAAAACAUUGAAAAUAUAAAAAAGAAAUCGAAAUAAUUUCAAAAUAUUUUCCCCAAAACCCGCAAACAUGGAUGAUGAAAUGAUUCGCAAGGCCAUGCAGGCAAUGAAUUGGAAUUCACUGUCUGAAAUUCCCAUGGCCAAUGAGGAAAAUCGCCUGCUUUUGAAUGAAAUACGUCUGCUAGAGGAGAAGAAAGAGGAAACGUUGGAAUAUCAACAGCAAACCGAAGAACGUCUUAAGAAGCUUCAUGAACAUUCGAAAAAUGCCGAAAUCACAAUUAAUCAUAAUUUGAAACUUCUGAAUGCCUAUCAAACUGAUGUAAGGACAGAGGCUCAUCUAUACAAACUUGCUGUGAGAGAACAUUCCAAACUCAAAGUGGAUCUUAGAAAUUCGGACAAGGAAUGGAAGAAGUCCAGGAAACAUAUUGAACAUACAGAAAAGGAAAUGUGUACCUGCAAACAGAACAUUGACAAUUUAACGAAUCGCAUUAAAUGGGCCAAAACAGCCCUGAUCGAAUGGCGCAAAGCCACGGAGGAUGGUAGUAAGGGUUAUCAGCUCAUCGAAAUGUACUACAAGGACGAUCAGAUGCGAGCCAAACAGCAGAAUCAAAAACGUGAAAAAUUAAAUGCCGAAAUCGACAAGUGUCGUCAAAAGCUCAUACACAUGUAUGACGAGCAAAAGACCCUGGAAUGUAAUUUGGAGUGUACUGCCAAUUUGUAUCGUACCGCACAUGCAGAACGCCGUGCCAUGGUGGAUACAUGGAAAUUGGCAGCAGGUCAAAUGUCACAACGUGAAAAGGAUAUACGCAAUAGUGAAAUGGCAUUGAUAGAUUUGCGCAAUCAGGCCCACAAGACGGCAAGAGAUCUAAAGGACAUGGAUACAAAAUUAAAUGGAAUCAUCGAAAAUAAUCGUGAAGUCGAGGCUGCUAUAGAACAGCUGAAUUCUGAGACAUCUGAUAUGAAGGAGGAGAUGCAGAGACUCAUCGAUGCUGUGGCAUUGAAAACUAAUGAGGUGGAUCUCAUCCAAAAAGAGCUGCAAAACCUUGCCAAUCGGGUGCAACAGCAACGCAUGGAAAAUCGCCGUACGAUGAAAACAAAAGAAGAUCGCAUUAUCGAAUUGGACAAUGCCGAGAAAAUUGUGACAAAAUUAGAAGAACGUCUGCGUUCUAUGUCCGAUAAGAAUAUGAGUGCCCAACAACGUUUACAAACACUGGAGGAUUUAAUGGAUGUCGAAGAUCGUGCCCAAAAGGCCGUCAAUAAAGAAACAGAUCGCAUCAAUGGUUUGAUCUAUCGUUCACAAUUACAAUUGGUUAAAUUCCGCGAAGAAGGUUUGGCAUUGACGGUGGAUAAUCGUGGUAUUUUAUCAACAACGUCGGCUAUUGUAAAAAGCAUGGAUGCCACCGAAAAGGAAUUGAGAAAACAAACGGAGUGCAACUAUGAAUUGUCCUUCAAAAUCCUGCAAUUAGAACGUCGAAUUCUACAUUUACAAGGCAGUUGCAUUGAUCCCGAAAUCGAGCAACGCAAUCAAUUCUAUUUAUCCGAACUUGAAGAACGUAACAGCAAACUACAAAAAGGCGUUCAGGCCACUCAACAGCAGAAUAAAAAACUUGAAGAUGAUAUGCGGAAACUUACCAUAACUUACAACAAAGAUAUGGCCCAACUGGACGCGGUUAAUUUUAAAAUCAAAGAGGCUCAGGUCUACUGCGAAGGUGGUCUGAAGCGGAUCAAAGAAGAAAACAAACGUAAUCAGGAGUUAAUUGUUGAACUGAGUAUUCUGAAGAUGCGGGCAAAUGAAUUCGAGGAAGAAAUUAACAAAUGUGAAGAUAGUGCCUAUAAUUUGGCUAAACAUCGUAUGCAUUUGAAUCGAACCAUUCGAGAUCGUAUGGUGGAGAUAAAAAGCCAAAUGGAUGUACUGAAUUUGAAACGUAAGCAUCAGCUGGAAGAAGUGAGUACUCUAAAGGCGGAUAUAGCCGAGAGACGGAAGCACAUUGAUGCAGUCAAGGCCCGUUUUGAGUUGACAACAAAGUUGCUGGGCGUCAAUGAGGAUGGUACGAUGGUUACGGCAACCCAAUUGCGAGUGGAAACAGCUCAGGAAAAACAAAUGCUUUUAGAUGAGGGCAAUGAGCUCAAUGAAAGAGUUCUCAAGGCGGAACGAGAAAUAGAGGCCUUACAAAAUACCCUGGCCUUGUUGAACAACAGCAACGAUGUCUAUCGAAAACAAAUGCAAAAAAUUCAAGAUGGAGAGGAGGCCAGUGCAGAGUUAAAAUUAUUGCAAGUCAACUACUGUGCAUCACUGAAUACCCUGAGAAAUCUGCGACAAGAAUUCCAAGAUUUGGAACAAAAGAUACAGGAAGCUUACAAGGAGAGGGAUGAACUGGAGAAACUACUAACAAAAGAAACUAAUAAGAGAUGUGAAAAUGCAGACUUCCUUGCUAAAUUGCAAAAAGAGUUACAGGACCAAGCAAACAAAUUAACAAGGGCAGAACGUGAACUGAAAACUGCCCUAAAGGCCAUAAAACAAAGGGCCAUUAGCGAGGAAUUCUUGAGGUUAUUUGAUCAAGACUUGGACCUAAGGGAAAUGGAAAAACGUAAUCUAAACGUCCUCAAUCAAUUGGGUGAAAUUGCCUAUGGAGAUUUUGAACUUGGACCCAAGGUAGCUCGCCAAAUUUUAGAUCGGGGCCUUAAAAUGCCUCAUAUGAUGCAAAAGACACGCAGCUCUGUCUCUUGGCGCAGCGAUACAUCCUUCGACAUGAUGUCUUACUCUUCAUCCAAGGAGAUGUUUACUUCACGAUCAUCCCAAUCGGAAAUGUCCGAGUUAAAGCAAACAUCUUCAGCCCGAUUGAGUGUCGUCUCCAUUGAAUUGCCCGACAAAAAUAAAUCAAAAUAAUUACAUUUAAUUUGAAAGAUUUAUAUUGAAAUUUCAAAAUCAUAAAAUUAUAAGAGUCUACAAUAAAAUUACCAUUAUCCGAUUGUAUAA
This is a messenger RNA of Musca domestica (house fly), 2987 nucleotides long. It is a transcript of the gene Ccdc39, whose product is annotated as coiled-coil domain-containing protein 39. NCBI's taxonomy places the organism in Eukaryota, Metazoa, Arthropoda, Insecta, Diptera, Muscidae. The transcript has 9 exons. Gene Ontology annotation, biological process: cilium movement; inner dynein arm assembly; cilium-dependent cell motility. Gene Ontology annotation, cellular component: axoneme. The record is from RefSeq and is a predicted model, not a curated record. Bases 81 to 2897 code for a protein of 938 amino acids.